Molecule: messenger RNA, 1266 nt
Organism: Lachancea dasiensis
Lineage: Eukaryota; Fungi; Ascomycota; Saccharomycetes; Saccharomycetales; Saccharomycetaceae
Source: the annotation of a GenBank genome assembly
AUGCAAUCGAGCAAGGAGAUCAGAAUCAUAUCUUUGCUUGUCAUUGACACGCUGUUUUUCUUUCUGGAGAUAGUGGUGGGAUAUGCGGUGCACUCACUAGCGUUAAUCGCAGACUCUUUCCACAUGCUGAACGAUAUCUUCUCGUUGAUCGUGGCGCUGUGGGCGGUGGGCGUGGCGAAAAACAAGGCGGCAGACUCCACGUACACGUAUGGCUGGAAGCGGGCCGAGAUUCUCGGUGCUCUGGUCAAUGCGGUAUUCUUGAUCGCGUUGUGCGUGUCGAUCCUCAUCGAAGCAAUCCAGCGGUUCUUUCAGCCACAGGAGAUCGACAACCCAAAGCUGGUGCUUAUUGUUGGGUCUGCGGGACUAGCCUCCAACAUUGUGGGGCUUUUCUUGUUUCACGAACACGGCCAUUCCCAUGGUCACGGUCACUCACACGGUUCAGGGGCUCACGACGAGGAAAGCGGCCACAGCUAUUCUCACGCGGACUCCUUUGCCGAAGAGUCUUCCCAGGACAUCAACGACAUGCUUCCCUCGACCAUUGUUGAGACCUACACCCCUGAAGCGUCUCCUUUACUCGGUAACAAGGAUGAUCACACCCACAGCCAUGCCACUCAAGGCAAGGCCCCACAAAAAUCCCACAAGUCUCUUAACAUGCAAGGAGUUUUUUUGCACGUCCUUGGAGAUGCGCUGGGGAAUGUAGGCGUCAUGGCCACCGCAUUAUUCAUUUGGAAAACCGAUUAUUCUUGGAGGUUUUACACUGAUCCCGCCGUGUCAUUGGUGAUUACCAUCAUUAUUUUCUCUUCUGCCUUGCCCCUGGCAAACAAAGCGUCGCGCAUCCUUUUGCAGGCCUCGCCUGCCACUGUUUCCACGGAAGACGUGCAGAAGGAAAUUUUGCAGGUGCCGGGUGUAGUUUCCGUUCAUGACUUUCAUAUUUGGAAUUUGACCGAGUCUCUGUCCAUCGGUUCUAUCCAUGUUGCCAUCGAUUGUAGCCCCGAAAGGUUUACAGAGGUUGCUAGAACAAUUAGAAACAUUUUCCACCGCCAAAACAUCCACUCCGCUACAGUUCAACCCGAAUUUGUUUCCGGCGAGGUGAGUGACGACACUUCUAAAAGGUUUUCUAGAAUAGCUGGAGGUGGAGUUUACGGCUCGUCGUUGUCUCUGAGACCAGAUGAAGCAGUCAAUACAUCUUACGGCACAGGGGAGACUCGUUGCAUAAUUGAUGAGGCUGCCAAUUGUAAUACGGACAAUUGUUUGCCUCCUUCUUGA